AUGAUUGUUUUUAUUUUGCAAGCUGUGGCGUUUUUGGUUGUGUUGGAGCGUCAUUUUUUGGGUAGUUCUCAGUGUCGUAUUGGUCCUAAUAAGGUUGGAUAUUCUGGAGUUUUUCAGGCGUUGUUUGAUGGUUUGAAAUUGUUUAAAAAGGAGCAG
This is a messenger RNA of Loa loa (African eye worm), 156 nucleotides long. RefSeq lists its product as hypothetical. Gene Ontology annotation, molecular function: NADH dehydrogenase activity. Gene Ontology annotation, biological process: aerobic respiration. The annotation marks the transcript as partial. Gene Ontology annotation, cellular component: membrane. The record is from RefSeq and is a predicted model, not a curated record. The transcript has a single exon. Lineage: Eukaryota; Metazoa; Nematoda; Chromadorea; Rhabditida; Onchocercidae.